Messenger RNA from Exophiala mesophila, 1052 nucleotides. RefSeq lists its product as uncharacterized. Gene Ontology annotation, biological process: tRNA wobble adenosine to inosine editing. Gene Ontology annotation, cellular component: nucleus; cytoplasm. The transcript has a single exon. Gene Ontology annotation, molecular function: zinc ion binding; tRNA-specific adenosine-34 deaminase activity. Bases 121 to 816 code for a protein of 231 amino acids. Lineage: Eukaryota; Fungi; Ascomycota; Eurotiomycetes; Chaetothyriales; Herpotrichiellaceae. The record is from RefSeq and is a predicted model, not a curated record.
AUUACAUCUAGGUAGGCAGGCACCAACACGCUCCUUCCUUCACUACCUCCUGUCCAAAGGUAGUCGCGCCUUCCCUUCACUCAACCCAAGGCGCAGGGUGCGGUACAAAAUGUAGUGAAAAUGGAUUUCCUCCAAGGCUCUCUUGGAGGCUCUAACCUCUCCUCGUCCAACGUUCUGAAUGACUUUGGCUUUGACCUUGGCGACCUCUCAGAUCCUGACCAGCUGGACAACAUGGCAUCCACCUCUUCGACUGGUACUGCUGGCCAAACCAUCAAUGAAAAAGACAAGAUUCAUCCAGAUAUCGCCCCAGACCUCGAGAUUCAUCAAGCGUUCAUGCGCCAAGCCAUCAAUGUUGCGGAAGAAGCCCUCGCUGGUGGUGAAACUCCUGUUGCGUGUGUCCUUGUUCGCGAUGGCGAGGUUGUCGCUCGUGGAAUGAAUGACACCAAUCGAUCUCUCAAUGGCACUCGACAUGCCGAAUUUCUCGCCAUCGCCGAGUUCCUUUCCAAAUUCCCCAUUACCGAGUUCAAAAACACCGAUCUCUACGUCACCGUGGAGCCAUGCAUCAUGUGUGCUUCGGCUUUGAGACAAUACGGAAUUCGAUGUGUUUAUUAUGGCUGUGGCAAUGAUCGAUUCGGUGGGAACGGAAGUGUUCUAGCAGUCAACUCUGACAAGGGACUGGAAAAGGGAUAUCCGAGUUACAGUGGAAUCUUCCGCAAGGAGGCCAUCAUGUUGCUACGUCGGUUCUACAUCCAGGAGAAUGAAAACGCACCAAACCCUAGAGCCAAAGGAAAUCGAGAAUUGAAGCCUGUGGUCUGAAUGAGGAGGUUGCCGCAGAUGGUGAUUACGGAAUCAGGGCAGAAUCAGCCCGAGGGUUGAACGUCGAGAGCGGGUUUCGGCGAGGUGUCAAUCGAACAAUGAGACAUUCAGAAGCAUAAAGAAAUGGUGCAAGCAGGUGAUUGUUUGCAGUGAAUAUGUAUUAGCCUGUCAAUCUGGCACCCAUCGAGUGUACUGGAGAGUCGAAGACAAUACCAAUCAAGUGGCUUUUGAAUUAA